ACAUCAUUUGAUAGAAAUCCACGUAUUAGCCUUUUAAAGGCCUGUGUCAUGCGUUGAACAACCAUCUGUAAUUCUUCAUCUUCCUCACUCCUCAGUUCUCACCAUCAUCUCUCUCUCUCCUUAACCCAAAAACCUCAAAUAUUUCCCACUUCCAGUAAUUAUUAAUUGUAAAACAUGGCACCAUCUACGCUUAUAUGUGACACAGAUGCUUGGCAAAACUUGAAGAUGAAUGUUGAGGAAAUCAAGAAGACCCAUCUUCGUGAUUUGAUGAGUGAUGCUGAACGAUGCAAGUCCAUGAUGGUUGAAUUUGAUGGUUUGCUAUUGGAUUACUCCCGGCAAAAUGCAACUCUUGACACCAUGAAUAGAUUGUAUCAGCUGGCAGAGGCUGCCCAUCUCAAAGAUAAGAUUAGUCGAAUGUUCAAUGGAGAGCAUAUCAAUAGCACCGAGAAUAGGUCUGUUCUUCAUGUUGCUCUUCGUGCACCAAGAGAUGCAGUAAUAAACAGUGAUGGGAAAAAUGUGGUCCCUGAUGUGUGGCAAGUUCUCGACAAAAUUCGGGAAUUUUCUGAGAAAGUUCGAAAUGGUUCUUGGGUAGGAGUCACUGGGAAACCAUUGACACAUGUUGUUGCAAUUGGCAUUGGAGGGAGUUUCUUAGGACCUCUCUUUGUGCACACAGCUCUUCAAACAGAACUUGAGGCUGCUGAAUGUGCAAGAGGACGUCAACUACGCUUUCUGGCAAAUGUUGAUCCAGUUGAUGUUGCAAGAAAUAUUACUGGAUUGAACCCUGAGACCACACUUGUUGUUGUCGUAUCAAAGACUUUCACAACUGCUGAAACCAUGUUGAAUGCUCGGACACUGAGAGAAUGGAUUUCCUCUUCCCUUGGGCCUGCAGCAGUUGCAAAGCAUAUGGUAGCUGUUAGCACUAAUCUCAAGCUUGUUGAACAGUUUGGCAUUGAUCCUAAUAAUGCUUUUGCGUUUUGGGAUUGGGUUGGAGGCAGAUAUAGUGUGUGUAGUGCAGUUGGAGUUUUGCCAUUGUCUCUUCAGUACGGAUUUCCUAUUGUUGAGAACUUUCUAAAAGGAGCGUCAAGCAUUGAUCAACAUUUCUACUCAGCACCCUUUGAGAAAAACUUACCGGUGCUUUUAGGUUUGUUAAGCAUUUGGAAUGUUUCAUUUCUUGGACAUCCAGCAAGAGCCAUAUUACCAUAUUGUCAAGCACUGGAAAAAUUUGCUCCUCAUAUCCAACAGGUUAGCAUGGAAAGUAAUGGAAAAGGUGUCUCAAUUGAUGGUGUGGUGCUUCCUUUUGAGGCUGGUGAAAUCGACUUUGGCGAACCUGGGACAAAUGGGCAACACAGCUUUUAUCAGCUAAUACAUCAGGGACGUGUUAUCCCCUGUGAUUUUAUUGGAAUUGCAAAAAGUCAGCAACCUGUGUAUCUUAAAGGUGAAGUAGUGAGUAAUCACGAUGAGCUCAUGUCCAACUUUUUUGCGCAGCCAGAUGCCCUAGCUUAUGGAAAGACUCAAGAAGAGUUGCAGAAGGAGAAUGUAUCUCCAGAUCUUGUCCCGCACAAGACUUUCAGUGGAAACCGUCCUUCUAUAAGUCUUCUACUUCCAUCUCUGACUGCAUAUAAUGUUGGACAGUUGUUGGCUAUCUAUGAACAUAGGAUUGCUGUCGAAGGUUUCAUUUGGGGUAUCAAUUCUUUUGACCAGUGGGGAGUUGAACUCGGAAAGUCACUGGCAAGCCAAGUAAGGAAGCAGCUUCAUGCGUCUCGUAGUAAUGGAGAAGCAAUUCAAGGUUUUAAUUUCAGUACUACAACAGUGUUGACAAAGUAUUUACAGGGGAGUUCCGAUGUCCCUGCUGAGCUUCCAACCAAGUUACCACAAGUCUAGCCCUUUCAACCAUCAUGCCAGUGUUGCGUUUGUUUUAGAUGUUUAUUGCUAUCACAAUAAAGUCUCCUAUGAGAAACCUGAUAACAAAUCAGAUUUUGGUCACCUGCGAGUUGUCGUUCGCUUGUUGCUCAACGCGAUGUGAUCGUUUUCCAGAGCAAAUUAUCACCUGGAAUGGUUGUGCUCAUGUAUAGGGCAACAUGGAAUAAUUGAGAAUCCAGCUACGAUGGCGUAAUAUGUAAUUUUGACUGAACUGUUCCCUUGUCUUUGAUGAAAUUUGCAAAAUAUAUAUGUAAUGACAAGAACUCAAGAUUGACAGUGAAUCUAAUGUUUUUUUUU
Beta vulgaris subsp. vulgaris (sugar beet) is the source of this 2217-nucleotide messenger RNA. RefSeq names its product glucose-6-phosphate isomerase, cytosolic. The record is from RefSeq and is a predicted model, not a curated record. The transcript has 24 exons. Gene Ontology annotation, biological process: glycolytic process; gluconeogenesis; glucose 6-phosphate metabolic process. Lineage: Eukaryota; Viridiplantae; Streptophyta; Magnoliopsida; Caryophyllales; Amaranthaceae. Gene Ontology annotation, cellular component: cytosol. Gene Ontology annotation, molecular function: monosaccharide binding; glucose-6-phosphate isomerase activity; carbohydrate derivative binding. The coding region runs from base 175 to 1881 and encodes 568 amino acids.